AUGUAUAUCAGUCGAAGUACCAAGUCGUUGGAAAGCUCGGAUAUGGCGCAUAUUCCACUGUUUGGUUAUGCCGAGAUCGUUCGUAAGAGCUCAUUUGAGCACAGGUUCAUGGCUCUCAAAGUUUCUACAUCUUUAAGCAGAUUUCCAGAUGCAACCCUCAGAGAAUACAGGGUCUACGAGCACCUUUCAUCUCUCGUUUCAAGUCAUCCAGGCCAGUCUCUGAUACGUGGGCUUUAUGCCACAUUCGAGCUCCACGGUGCCUCUGGCAAACACCAAUGCCUCUUGCAGCCGCCUAUGCAUAUGAGCCUUCUUGAUAUGAUACAGAUGGCCCGCGAGCCUUUUGGUCUACCUCUCCUUAAGAUGACGCUGAAACGACUUUUAACUGCACUUGAUUUCCUCCACACUGAAGCUAAAGUUAUUCAUGGAGAUUUGAAGGCCGACAACCUAAUGCUUACCGUCGAAGACCCGACUAUGUUGGAGAGGUUUGAAAAGGCAGAAAUCAACGAACCCAGCCCUCGUAAGCUGGUCGAUAAAUCAAGAACAGUCUACAAGAGCCGACAUCUUCCAAACCCAAAGGACGACAAAUAUGGCCUUCCAAUCCUUUGUGACUUUGGGGAGGCAAGAAUUGGGGAGACGCAGGAGAGAGGGCCCUUUGUUCAGCCACACAUCUACAGAGCCCCUGAAGUGAUUUUCGAGAUGCCGUGGGGCCCUCCGAUUGAUAUUUGGAAUCUUGGAGGCUUGGUCUGGGAUCUCCUCGAGGGCGAGCAUUUAUUUGGGCGUAUAUUCGACGGCAAAGGCCACCAUGACCCCUUCCAACAUGUUGCCAAAAUGGUGAGCCUAAUUGGGCCUCCUCCGACUGAGUUUGUGCGAAGAAGUGAGACUGCCGAGCAAUGCUUCGCUGCGAAUGGAAAUUGGAUCGCUGAAGAGCAUGCCAAAAUAACAUCAACUUCGUUGGAGGAUAUUGAAAGACGUCUCGUGGGACAAGAGAAGGAACUCUUUUUCAGGUUCAUGCGAGCAAUGCUAAAAUGGCUGCCUGAGGAGCGUAAGACCGCUAAAGAACUCCUUGAGGAUCCCUGGUUGCAGGAAUGA
Fonsecaea erecta is the source of this 1089-nucleotide messenger RNA. RefSeq lists its product as hypothetical. Gene Ontology annotation, molecular function: ATP binding; protein kinase activity. Lineage: Eukaryota; Fungi; Ascomycota; Eurotiomycetes; Chaetothyriales; Herpotrichiellaceae. The transcript is spliced from 5 exons. Gene Ontology annotation, biological process: protein phosphorylation. The coding region runs from base 1 to 1089 and encodes 362 amino acids. The record is from RefSeq and is a predicted model, not a curated record.